AUGGAGCUGAGAGUGGGGAACCGAUACAGACUGGGCAGAAAAAUCGGAAGUGGAUCUUUCGGGGACAUCUACUUAGGCACAGAUAUUUCAGUUGGCGAGGAGGUUGCAAUUAAGCUGGAAUGUGUGAAGACCAAACACCCCCAGCUCCACAUCGAGAGCAAGAUCUACAAGAUGAUGCAAGGAGGAGUUGGAAUUCCAACAAUAAAGUGGUGUGGAGCAGAAGGUGACUACAAUGUGAUGGUGAUGGAGCUGCUGGGGCCCAGCCUGGAGGAUCUCUUCAACUUUUGUUCCCGCAAGUUCAGCCUCAAGACAGUGCUGCUGCUCGCCGAUCAGAUGAUCAGUCGCAUUGAGUACAUUCACUCCAAGAACUUCAUCCACAGAGAUGUGAAACCUGAUAACUUCCUGAUGGGACUGGGCAAAAAGGGCAACCUGGUCUACAUUAUUGAUUUUGGACUGGCUAAAAAAUACCGUGACGCUCGCACACACCAGCACAUCCCCUACCGCGAAAACAAGAACCUGACUGGCACUGCACGCUACGCCUCAAUCAACACACAUCUGGGCAUUGAGCAGUCAAGGCGCGAUGACCUGGAGUCCUUGGGCUACGUUCUCAUGUAUUUUAAUCUGGGCUCGCUGCCUUGGCAAGGUCUCAAGGCUGCUACCAAGAGGCAGAAGUAUGAACGUAUCAGUGAGAAGAAAAUGUCCACCCCCAUUGAGGUGCUCUGCAAGGGAUACCCCUCUGAGUUUGCCACCUACCUGAAUUUUUGUCGCUCCCUGCGCUUCGAUGACAAGCCGGACUACUCAUACCUACGGCAGCUCUUCAGGAACCUCUUUCACAGACAGGGCUUCUCUUACGACUAUGUUUUUGACUGGAACAUGCUCAAGUUUGGAGCCAACCGUGCGGCAGAGGAAGCAGAGAGAGAACGCCGAGACCGGGAGGACAGGCUGAGGCACGGCAGGAACCCAGGGGCCAGAGGAAUACCUGCCGCAUCAGGACGACCACGGGGAACCCAGGAAGGAGCCCCACCCACCCCACUAACACCCACCUCACACACAGCGAACACAUCCCCUCGACAAGUGUCCGGUAUGGAGCGUGAACGAAAGGUCAGCAUGCGACUGCACCGCGGUGCUCCUGUCAACGUAUCUUCCUCAGAUCUAACAGGACGGCAGGACACCUCCCGCAUGUCCACCUCACAGAAUAGCAUUCCCUACGAGCAUCACGCCAAGUAGACGCUCGCCACGUCCUUGUGUGACGGCGGCAACACUGGAUGGUGUCCGGUGUACCGCCUGCUGGUCUCCAUCUCCUAGCUCCUCGAUGAGCCCCCCUCCCCUACGAUGCAACCUUGGCGGACCAAGCCCUGAAGCAAUCUGACAUACUAAUACUACUACCACCAUUAAUUACUACUACAGCUACCAUGGGAAGCCAGCUUCUGACUCAGCACGAACUGCUUUCUGAACGACUGCUCACAGUACUGUUGCCUCCUUCAGAAUCUUGUACAAUCUCUCUUUCACUCUCUUCCCGUUUGUGUGUUGGUCUGACCCCACCCCAAAACAUUUAAGGGGUGUUGGACCUCCGGACUGUCCACUUUUUCAGGAGACGUUUGCACAACCCUCCACACUGCCCCACCACCAGAGUCUGAACGGGCAGUGCUUCCAGUGUAGUCCAGGGCAGACAUGGCAACCCAGCAGUCUUUUCCAGGACACUGACUGACUGAUGAAACAACGCCACUGGCUCCUCCUUCCUCUGUGGACACUUGUUGUCAUUGAUUGAUGACCCUACAUUUUCACUGUCUGCUACUUACAUACCUGAUCAAUAAAACAGCUUUUCUCUCUCUUUUGCAGUAAGAUGUAUCAAGCUGAACCAGCAGCUCUUCAUUGUAUAUAAAUGUACGGGCAGGUUUAUUUUGGCAGUGUGAUGCUUUUCAUUGGUAUUUUGAAGUUUUCAUUCCCUCCUCCCACCAGCCGCUUUUCCUGUUUUUAAUACCACUCAUCGACGGCUUUCUUCAGUAACCCUAUAGCCAUUUGUAUUAAAUAAAAAGAAACUACUUCUUUGCAUGUUUUAGAGGCGAGCCUUCAGUCGGGCGCAGAGGCUCAAGUGCUAGUUGAACCCUGGGAUGUACCAAAUGUAUGCUUUGGUAACUUGGGUGCAGGAGGUUGUGUGUUCACCCAUUAGUUAUUGUUCUGUCAGUUCACCUCCAGGCUCUGGUGUACUGUCCAAUGAGCCCUGUUCUCUUUCUAAUGUUCCGUACAAAAGGAAGUGCACUUUAUGAGGGUGCAAGGGCAUCAUAUUGUUGACACAUUUUACCAGAUGUCCAUUCACUGUGUACAGAUAAACAUUCUCAUAUUUCUUUCUUAUUUGUAUGAUUUCCAAGCUGUGAAUUACUUGUAAUAUUGAUGUGUAAAUGUUUUUUUCAUAUUAUGUUUAAACUGACCUUGUAGGGACAGGUCUGAACAUUCACAGACUUCUUAGCGUGGUCCAGGAACCUAGCUGCUCCAAGUUCGGGCUGGCAUAAGUGUAGUAUUCUGCCCCCCGCCCUUUUAGAGCCAUGGAGUUGAACAGAACAGUCACAGCUUCUGCUCUCAAUACGAGCCGUUCAGUGAUCCUGCACCCGUUUUGCAAACAAACUGCAGGGUGGUCAUGGAAAAUGCAUUCUGUUACAUAAACAAUUAUUGGAAGGAUUCUUUGUUGAGAGGAAAGCUGUCCAUGUUUUCACAGGCUUCUCCAGCAGCAGCGUUUUGGGAUUUUUCUAUUCAACUCGUUUGACACUGGCUGUGAUGAAUAACUCUGCCAUGCCUGUUGUAAUUAAUUCUCGCUGCUGCUGCUCAUGCUAUAAAUAGUUUUUUGAUUUUGACCCAUGACCUCUUUGGUCAGACACUCUACACCUAUUGAAUUAUGUAAGCAACCGGAGCAGCAAGAUUUACUUUCUCACAUUUAUAUUUGCCACUGUAUUUGUGUACUUAAACUGUAAAUAAAUGAAUUACUUGUA
This is a messenger RNA of Morone saxatilis (striped sea-bass), 2984 nucleotides long. RefSeq names its product casein kinase 1, delta b (gene csnk1db). The record is from RefSeq and is a predicted model, not a curated record. Bases 1 to 1227 code for a protein of 408 amino acids. Gene Ontology annotation, molecular function: protein serine/threonine kinase activity; ATP binding. NCBI's taxonomy places the organism in Eukaryota, Metazoa, Chordata, Actinopteri, Moronidae. Gene Ontology annotation, biological process: signal transduction; peptidyl-serine phosphorylation; endocytosis. The transcript has 10 exons. Gene Ontology annotation, cellular component: cytoplasm; nucleus.